AGCUGCGGCCACGGCCGUCUUAUCACUUCCAGCCUUGCCUGUUCAGGAACGGGGGGCCGCCGUAAUCAGCUCAACGGAUUCAUUGCAACAGACUCCAGCCUGGUGCCGUGACGAGCCGUCCGUCUUGGUGCUGUCGUGUUCAUCGCACCUUGGGCAACCUCGAAUUUUUGUUGAGGCCCGGUUCCGCCAACCAUCCCCGGUCGACAUGCCUACGGAGCCACGAGAUGUUGAGCCUUGAUCGAAGACGAAUUCUUUAGGCCGCUAGGAAUCUCAAAACCAUCUCUGAUGCUGCUAUCCCACCGAGUCGUAAGGCAAUCGACCGAAGCAUGUAGAGUGGCCAACAUGGGGCACGGGUACCUCCAAGGGGUCUUGCACGGUCAGAGCUUCUCGAAACAGAUCGGACGCCUCCCGCGACGAAACGAACAACUGGAACUGACAGUUGAGUGCCGAGGCUCGCUUGAAAGCGCUGCAUAUUCAGCAGUUUCUUCCGCACGAACCUUUUUCCGCCGGCGAUCUAUCGACGCUCGUGGGUCUGGCCUGUUGUUUGUCUGGCCGGCAUCCCCCAAAUCGAGUAUCAACGUCACCAAGAAUUUGAUAUCCAUUGCCAUUGCGCACCACUUCAGCCGCGACCCUCACCGCCACAGGACAGACAAUUUCGGAUGUUGUCGAUACCCGACGGCAUCGCUACGGCUCAGCAACUAUUGGUUGCAGAAAGCACGAUGGCUCAGGACAACUUUGUUGGUUUGGGCGCGUUGUUGGAUUCAGACGCGCUUAAACAGGAUGACUCCUAGAAGCGUUUUCACAUGGCCGGAUUGGCGAUGCCGCAGAGCUCGAGAACUACGGUUUAUCAGCUUGUCAAACGCUGCUAACCUGAUAUCCACCAUAUUCACUUGUCGAACUUAGCCACAGUCUGGCACAGAGUUCUCGGAGCAAUACUUGCCGCUGCAACGUAUCAAAGGCGGACCAGCCACCAACCAUUUACAUCCCAUCUUCGCCGCCGACCGGAGCAAGCGUGGCCCAUCACCCCAACUGGCCGCUUCAACGGCCAUGUUUACAUCACCCUCUGCUUUUCGCUUCCAGACCCACCCGGCCGCCUCGAUGGCCGCGACAACCAC
Parathielavia appendiculata is the source of this 1115-nucleotide messenger RNA. RefSeq lists its product as uncharacterized. The transcript is spliced from 3 exons. Bases 286 to 903 code for a protein of 205 amino acids. Lineage: Eukaryota; Fungi; Ascomycota; Sordariomycetes; Sordariales; Chaetomiaceae. The record is from RefSeq and is a predicted model, not a curated record.